AUGAGGUCUUUCUUGGCGAACGGCAUUGCCGCAUCGCUUAUCGCCUCGGCCGGCUUGGUCCGCGCCCAGUACAGCAUCGAUACUGAUGCUGAUAUCAAGAAGACGGCUGCUAAUGUCGCCUGGGAUAUGCUCCAGUACUACCAUGGAAAUGAGAGUGGCGCAACCGUAGGAAUCCUGCCCGGUCCUCCUCCCGCUGGAGACUAUUACUGGUGGGAGGCUGGUGCCAUGUGGGGGACAUUGAUGGAUUACUGGCGCUGCACUGGAGACGACUCAUACAACGACCUCAUCAUGGCCGCCAUGCAGCACCAGGCUGGACCUGACGCCGACUACCAGCCUAGCAACGUCACUCUGUCCCUGGGAAACGAUGAUCAAGGCUUCUGGGGCAUGUCUGCCAUGCUUGCCGCUGAGCUCGCCUUCCCCGAUCCUCCGUCCGACCAGCCCGGCUGGCUGGCUCUGGCCCAGGCUGUCUUCAACACCCAGGCCAACCCGGAUCGACACGACAAGACUUGCAACGGUGGUCUGCGAUGGCAGAUUCCUUUCUCUAACAACGGUUAUGACUACAAGAACAGUAUUGCCAACGGUUGCUUCUUCAAUCUGGGCGCUAGACUUGCCCGCUAUACCGACAACUCGACUUAUGCCGAUUGGGCUGAGAAGACCUGGGAUUGGAUGUACGGCGUCGGGUAUAUCGACAACGAGAACUACCACAUUUACGACGGCGCUCACGUCCAGACGAACUGCACCGAUAUCAACAAGGCCCAGUUCUCUUACAACACCGGCGUCCUUCUCCAGGGUGCCGCCCACAUGUACAACUACACCAAUGGAUCCAAGGUCUGGGAGACAAGACUUACCAGGCUCGUCGACGCCACCCUCAACGUUUUCUUCCCUACCGAUGUCGCCUUCGAGAUCUCUUGCGAGUCCUACAACACUUGCACCACCGACAUGUUGUCCUUCAAGGGCUACACCCAUCGAUGGAUGUCCGUCGCCACCAAGAUUGCCCCUUUCACCUCUGAGAAGAUCCUGCCCGUGCUGGCCACCUCGGCAGCUGCCGCCAUCAAGCAGUGCACUGGCGGUGCUAACGGCCGCCUCUGCGGUUUCAAGUGGAAGAGCGGAGUUUAUGAUGGCAAGACCGGUGUUGGCCAGCAGAUGAACGUCCUGGCCGCUGUGUCGUCUCUUCUCAUUGAGAACACGCCUCCCCCUGUCACUGCUAAGCAGGGUGGUACCUCCAAGGGCAACUCAGAUGCUGGUACCAAGGGAGAUAGCAACUACAAGAACAACAACAAGCCCGCCACCUCUGCUGACAAGGCUGGCGCUGGUAUCCUUACCUUCCUUGUCCUGGCGACUGCCUGCGGCAUGUUUGGAUGGAUGAGCUUCGGAGAGUAA
Ilyonectria robusta is the source of this 1380-nucleotide messenger RNA. Its product is annotated as glycoside hydrolase. Gene Ontology annotation, molecular function: mannan endo-1,6-alpha-mannosidase activity. Bases 1 to 1380 code for a protein of 459 amino acids. The transcript has 4 exons. Gene Ontology annotation, biological process: carbohydrate catabolic process; fungal-type cell wall biogenesis. The record is from RefSeq and is a predicted model, not a curated record. NCBI's taxonomy places the organism in Eukaryota, Fungi, Ascomycota, Sordariomycetes, Hypocreales, Nectriaceae.